AUGAAACCUGUUGGUGUUCCAGUUAAUACAAAAGGAGAUAAAACAGAAAACAGAGUAUUGGUUUUUUCACCUUGCAGACUUUUCGUUCUUACGGCUAAAAUUCCUACUAGAAUUGAUUUUCAUUUCCAUUAUUUGGAAAUCAGUGCAAUUGAAAGCAAAAAGCCCAACAGGCUUUGCUUGACAGUGCACGAUAAAGCUUAUUCAUUUCUGGUAACUCCGGAAUCGGGACAAGAAGAAGAUGAAUGCGUGGAAGAAAUAGAUUCUAUGGUAUUAGCACUUGCUACUGCUAUUAGAAACAUAUUUCCCACUGUUCCAUUACAGUAUAUUAUUCCUAGAAUUGAUAUUAUCCCUUCCAAAAGAUUUGAACACAUAAAAAAAUGGGAGAUUCGUAAUAGCGAUUCUCACACAUUGGGGGCUUGUGGGGGUUUUAGUACUCAAUAUGCUUGUAUGUGUGAUUACCAUGGUGCACCUUACAGGGAUGAAGUAGCAUGGGAUAUUGAUACCAUUUACUUGUGUCAGGGAAGCAAAGAGUUGUGUUUAAAAGAUUUUGAUCAUUUAGAUCCAAAAGAUUUAGUGCCAAUAAUCAGUGCAUUAGAAUAUAACACUUGGUUUAAAAAAGUAAGAGUUAGUCAUAUAAGAUUAACACAUGAAUCAAUUGAUCGACUUCUUCACGUUAUGAAAAAAUCCCUUAGCAUAGAAGAAUUAUAUUUAGAUAAUAUUAAUGCGAAAGCAGAUUUUGCACAUAAACUUUCUCUAAGUUUAAUAUCGAAUAGUAAAACUCCAUUGCAUACUUUAGAUCUCAGCAGUAAUGUAAUUGAAGAUAAAGGAGCAGCACAUUUAAGUAUGUCAUGCUCUAAACUUCCAAAGGGCCUGGUACAUCUAAAUCUAUCACACUGCGGUUUGUCUUCGAAAGGAGUUAAUCAACUUGCUCAUUCUUUUAAUAUUAAUAAAGCAAUAUCUUCCACAUUGUCUCAUUUAAAUUUAUCCAAUAACAACCUCAAAGAAGAAAUAAAUAAUUUAUGUAAUUUCCUUGCACAACCCAACGUUUUAACUCAUUUAGAUAUUUCAAACACGGAUUUUGUAUUGGAAUCAUUAUUUGGAGCCUUGCUGCGAGGAUGCGCCACGAAUUUAGUACAUUUAAACGUUUCAAAAAAUUAUUUCAAUAUGAAAAAGAACAAAGAAGUUCUUCCCUCAUUUAAACAAUUUUUCACAAGUACACUUAGUUUAAAAUAUUUAAAUAUGUCUAAUUGCAAAUUGCCUCUGGAAGCUUUAAAGCAUUUACUAUUAGGACUUGCGUGUAAUGAAUCAACGGCAGAAAUUUUUUUGGAUAUUAGUUGUAAUAAUUUAGGAGCUCAAGGUGCUCACGUAUUAGAAUCUUGUAUUCACGGAGUACGAUGUAUAUCUAGUCUCGACAUCAGCGAAAACAAUAUGGAUGUCGAAUUAGCGUUGGUAAUAUCAGCAGUUGGUAAAAACAAAUCAAUUAAACAUUUACACAUGGGUAGAAAUUUAUUAAACAUGAAAGCAAAGCAUGUAUCUACUGUCAUGGAGGCUGUUGUUCAAUUAGUUCAAGAAGAAGACUGCGUAUUACAAAGUUUAAUGCUUCCGGAUUGUCGACUGAAAUCCGAUCUACAUAAUUUAAUAAACGCUUUGGGUAGCAAUCAAUGCUUGCAAACAAUCGAUAUCAGCGGAAAUAAUAUGGGCGAUCCUGGAGCAAGACUUUUAGCAAAAGCUUUGCAGAUUAAUAGCAAAAUAAGAACAAUUUACUACGAUAAAAAUAACAUUACUCUGCAAGGAUAUUGCGAUUUGGCGUAUGCUUUGGAAAGUAAUUUUACCGUGCGUUACAUGCCUUUUCCAAUUCACGACAUUGUACCGUGUAUAAAAACUUCCGCCGAAAGAACCGAUGCCGUUAUUAAAAAAAUUCAACAGUUGCUUUAUAGGAACGUGACACCUAAAAAAUAUAAAAACGGACAAGCAUUUCGAUUGCAACAAGGAUUUUUGCUUAGUUCCACGCAGCAAAUGGUUGACAAACUCGUUGUUCAAACUCAUGAUACAAUAAAAGCUCUAGCUGCUGAAUCUGUGGCUCGUAACAACGAAAUUAACAGUGCAACGGCUUUGAUCCAAGAUGCCGACAAUUCAAAACAGUUGUUAACAAGGCUUCACGAUGUUAUAUUAAGGCGAGAAGAAAGUGGAAAUCCGGUAGAUUUGAAACUCAGGAGCGUAUCUCAGGAACUUCAUUCUGUAAUAGUAAACUUUCUUCAGGGUACUCUAGAGAGCAUGAUCAAAUGCGUGGAAGAAGAAUGUCCAAACAUUGCGAGUUACGAAGAAGUAACGAAUGAUAUAAGAAAAGCUUGCAAUGAAAAAAUUUACAUUCCUCUGGAAUUUGUCGAGUCUUGUAUUAUGGAUCAAGCUGGAACGGAUAUUAUGAACAAAACAAAUGAACUCAACCUUGCGGCUGCUGCACACGUAUCAGAUAAAAUCACGGAUGAAGUUAUUAAUCAAUUGUCGAAAAAUUAUAAAACAUUGGUACGCCGAAAAAGAUCAUCUACUCCUGAUGUUUUAAGAAGUGGUUCUAGACUAAGCUCAAAUGAAGAUAGCGAAAGUUGUUCUUUUGUAGAUACCGUUAGUCAAAUGUCGGAUCAAUCUCCUUUGGCAACUCCUCAUCUUUCCAGCAAGAAAAAAAGUUUACACGGUAGAAAGCUUCGACCAAAGAGCGUCGUGGAUUCCGUUGAGGGCCUUUCGGCGGAUCACAUUCCCGAUUUAUUACCCACGAUACCCAAAUCAGCAGAAGAAAGUUUGGAUUCCGUUGCGGAGUUGCCAACUCAACAACUUCAACAUCUGGUGAAAGGCAGACCGAAAAGAGCCAAAACGAGACAACCGACGAGACCAAUGUUAAAAACUUCAGAUAUCGUUGAAAAAGCAGAAGAUUUGGAUUCUGGUUUGGAUACAUUUUUUAGACCCGGUAGCGUCACUCCCACAACUCCUCUGGUAUCUCCCACAUCGGAUGAAAGCGAGAAAACUUUUCCAUGCCAAAGUCCGACGUAUAAUAAAAACGAAACAAAAAGUCAAAAAUUGUCACCGUUAUUGAAACCAUUCACGGCUCCAAGAUCCAGAUCGAACGAUAAUAUUACGGAAAAACAAUUGACGUUGGAAAAAUCUCCGGUGGUUCAACACAAACCCACAGGAGUAGGACCAUCACCAUCAACGAAACAUUUUGCCAAAGAUGAUGCUUUUGCGGAAACGAAAUUAGAAACGGAUUCAGGAGGAUGGAGGACUCAACAAUUGUUGGACAAUAGUAGCAAUAGUAGUAAUAGUAGUAGUGGUGGGAAAAAACAAAUAUUAUUAGAUGAAAAUAGAAAAUUAAAAACAUCACCCGUGAUAGGAAAACACGAUUAUUUAGGAGGGGAUGAAAGCGGUCGGGAAAUUCCAAAAUCUCCAAUAUUUAAAUCAGUAAUCAAAGACAACAAUGAGAAUAAAACGACUGAGGCAGGUAAAACAAGAUUCUAG
Messenger RNA from Pediculus humanus corporis (human body louse), 3504 nucleotides. RefSeq names its product carmil, putative. The record is from RefSeq and is a predicted model, not a curated record. Gene Ontology annotation, biological process: cell migration; regulation of Arp2/3 complex-mediated actin nucleation. The coding region runs from base 1 to 3504 and encodes 1167 amino acids. Gene Ontology annotation, molecular function: protein binding. Lineage: Eukaryota; Metazoa; Arthropoda; Insecta; Psocodea; Pediculidae. Gene Ontology annotation, cellular component: plasma membrane; lamellipodium. The transcript is spliced from 19 exons.